Nanorana parkeri is the source of this 1484-nucleotide messenger RNA. RefSeq names its product CCHC-type zinc finger nucleic acid binding protein (gene CNBP). The coding region runs from base 129 to 665 and encodes 178 amino acids. Gene Ontology annotation, biological process: activation of innate immune response; positive regulation of cytoplasmic translation. The transcript is spliced from 5 exons. Gene Ontology annotation, molecular function: double-stranded DNA binding; zinc ion binding; single-stranded RNA binding. Gene Ontology annotation, cellular component: cytoplasm. Lineage: Eukaryota; Metazoa; Chordata; Amphibia; Anura; Dicroglossidae. The record is from RefSeq and is a predicted model, not a curated record.
AUUGGCUCUGCUGUAGGGAACGCCGUGCGCAGCUCGACGGGCAUUUUUAGGGUCGUGUGCAAACCGCGUGUGGCGCAGCCGAGAGGAACUGUAGAUAAACAGCGUUUGGGUGAACCAAAUCUGAAAACAUGAGCAGUAACGAGUGCUUCAAGUGUGGUCGUUCUGGUCACUGGGCUAGGGAGUGCCCUACAGGUGGCGGACGUGGUCGAGGUGCUGCUAGAGGCAGAGGACGUGGUGGAUUCAACUCUUCAAGAGGGUUCCAAUUUAUUUCUUCAUCUCUUCCAGACAUUUGUUACCGUUGUGGAGAGUCUGGCCAUCUUGCUAAGGAUUGUGACCUUCAAGAGGAUGCUUGCUAUAACUGUGGGAGAGGUGGCCAUAUUGCAAAGGACUGUAAGGAGCCAAGGAAGGAGAGGGAGCAGUGCUGCUACAACUGUGGCAAACCAGGUCACCUUGCCCGUGAUUGUGACCACGCUGAUGAGCAGAAAUGUUAUUCCUGUGGGGAGUUUGGCCAUAUCCAGAAAGACUGCACCAAAGUGAAAUGCUACAGGUGUGGGGAGACUGGCCACGUAGCCAUCAACUGCAGCAAGACCAGUGAAGUCAACUGUUAUCGCUGCGGGGAGUCGGGGCACCUUGCGCGGGAAUGCACGAUUGAAGCUACAGCUUAAAUUUCUUUUGUCGCCCCUCCUUUUUCUGAUUGAUGGUUGUAUUAUUUUCUCUGAAUCCUCUUCACUGGCCAAAGGUUGGCAGAUAGAGCUAGUCCCAGGCCAGUGAGCUUUACUUGACGUGCAAAAGGAGGAAAGGGUGGAAACAAAACGACUUCCUGCAUUUAACUACAAAAAAAAAAUGUUUAUGUUUAGUUUGGUAGAGGUGUUAUGUAUAAUGCUUUGUUAAAGAACCCCCUUUCCGUGCCACUGGUGAGUUGGGAUUAAAUGAUCGGAAGAGUUGAGUCAGACUAGUAGACCCUUCUCAGGUUUAUGGUAGCACCUGUGCAAGGAGAUCCGCUACUGGGAGAGUAUGUAAAAACUUCUGCAAAUAUUUAAUUUUGUGGUGGUCUCGUUGUCUGACCUCAGCUGUUCUUAACAUCAACUACAUCUGUAUUGGGCUAGGGCAGAGUACCGCGUCAAUGUCUAAGUGGCCAAGUCUAAAAUUCCGGUGAAAGAGGCCAUUGAGAUUGCGUCGGAGAUACAGUUGACAGAAAGAUCUGGAAUUUUUUUUUGUUCCUUUUCAUGGAAGUAAUGAAAAUAACCCAGAACAUGCAUAAAUGAAUAAAGCAAAGUAAGCUAUUCAGGAGCUGCAGAGAAAUGUUUUCACAGAAAUCAAGAUGUUAUUUUUGUAUACUAUAUCACUUUAGACAACUGUUUGAGUUUCAUUUGCGUGUAAUCAGUUUUUAAAGUCGGAUGGUAAAAGAAACUGAAGUCCUGGAAAAUAGAAAUGUAAUUUUAAACUAUCAAUAAAGCUGGAGGAGGAAGGGGAGUUUGCCUAAA